AUGAUGACAACGAUGAACACCAAUCCCACUGUCCUCAUUUUCUUCUGUGGGCAAAUAUGGUGGAACCCCAUCUUUGCAGAGACAAAGGGGGCUGCAAACUCUUCCUCUCCCGCUCCUCUUCCAACAGUCAGAGUGACAGAAGUCGACACUAUUUCCACCACCCAAAUACAUUCCUCUCAAACAAGAGGCUCCACCAAAAACAACAGGCCAUUGUCCACAGCGAAGCCCCGGCAGCCUAUAACAGAGGGGCCCAAAUCUCACAACGAACACGUAUUAACAGCAGUAGUAAUUGGGGUCACCCUGAUUAUCAUGAUUGCCGUUAUUGUUGGCAUCUUCCUAUGGAGGCGAUGGAGGAAGGCAGCUUUGCCUCUUCCGCACUGGGCUGGUCGCUCCCCCUUUGCGGAUGGAGACGUGCCAGAAGUUGCGACGGACAAAGAAGUGGCCAAUGGCCUGAAGCGGGUGUCUGUUCUCUCUCUCCUGCCAUGGAAGUUUAACAAGGAGACACAGCUACUGGAAAACGCAGAUGGCCCCUUGUCUGAAUCGAGGCAGGAUCUGGACACUGCAUCGAGAUGUGACACUGAGGAGUCUGGUCCUACAGCAACAGGGAACUCGGGCUCGUCAGCAAGCGAACAAACGGCGGUCUCUGAAGAACCAAGUGACAUGGUUGACGUUCCACUUCAAGCUUACAGCCCUGAGCCUCUUAACCUGCCUCCUCCGCCCAACUGGCUUGGUGGUCUCAAUGGGGACCUUGGUCCCACUCAAGCAGAGCCCGUUUCGCUUGACCCAUAUGCCGAGAUCCACCAUCCUAUGCCUCCCGUUGCCAACUAUCAAAUACCAAGUGAAGCAUUACUGCUGCCUCCACCGCCAGACGAACUCUUAUCGAACUGAUUCAGAGUCCCUUACUGUAGAAUCGGAACCCUGGACUCCUUUGUAGAAGCCAAAGUGUUUAACAAAGAACCUAAUCUGCUUUUCUGCUCAAUGCUUUUGUAAGCAAAGAGAAACCACACUGCCCACAUUAAUCCUGCAAAGUCAACAGGUCCAUCUAACCUGGCGUCUCAUAUUCUUAACCCAAUGCCUUCAAGGAAGCCACAUGAUGGGCACAAACAGUAUUAUUCAGUGCUAGACUGAAUAAUGGCAUAUCCACCAACACUAGUUUCUGUGCCCUUUUAAGAGAUUCUUGUUUUCAUUUGGACCACAAAACUGUUUUUACGGGAAACCUUCAUAUCAUGAUCAACACAGAAUCCUCUCAGUUGGACUUUCGAACUCAUUGCGUGGUGUUUGAACUGGGUUUCCUUUUAAGUGCUUUUUGAUCGAAGUACGAUUAAGAGCGCUGACUCUCCCGCCCUGCCCUUGAACUUUUCUUUUCAAUCAUCUCUUCCCUUUUGAUAAGUUCUCUCUUUUGAAAUUGAAAUUGGACUUAUGUGAAAAAUGUUUCAGCUGCCGCUCCCAAGCCGACUGGAAAUACCUGCCUUAUGCACUGGAUCCUGAGCACCAAUCAGAGUUAAAUCAAUGACUGUGUCUUCUGUAUUUGGUACUUUUGGAUCGUGAAGGCACAGCUGUACUUCAGAUUCAGUCUCCUUUUCUUUUAACUAGAUGUCCAAUCACCUAUGCUGCAUGCAAGGAGAUAUGAUAAUCAGAUCAUAUUCUGCUCUUCUUUCUUCACCUUCAGAUAAUUUAAGUUUGCUUUCAUAAACUACUUUUAAGUGCUUGGCUAUUUAGCGACAUUAAUAGAGAUUUUGCCAGGCACCAGUAGAAGGUUACAAGAGAAACUCAAUGCAUUUUCUUUGAAUAAAAGAUCUUGUGAUUGUUGGGGUAUAUGUGUUUUAGAACACCCACUAGAGUCUGAUGGU
Molecule: messenger RNA, 1850 nt
Organism: Anolis sagrei ordinatus
Lineage: Eukaryota; Metazoa; Chordata; Lepidosauria; Squamata; Anolidae
Gene: EVI2B
Product: ecotropic viral integration site 2B
Biological process (GO): regulation of stem cell division; positive regulation of neutrophil differentiation
Source: RefSeq, a predicted model, not a curated record